CGGCGAAGCGUUGAGGUACGUUACUGAACGUUGUUUCAUCUUUUAAUUUAUUGGAGUCGUAUACAGCAUUAUGGGUGACAGUGACGAUGAUACACCUCAGCUUUCGGCUGCUACGCUAGCCGCGCUGCAAGAGUUCUAUGCGGAGAGAGACGGACUGGUAAAUGAAACAGCGGCUAACAAAUACUCAGUUGGAGCUAUCGAAGAGGACUGGCGCAUGAGCCAGUUUUGGUACAGUGAGGAGACGGCUACACGGCUAGCACAAGAAGUCAUACAACAAGCAGGAAAAAGUGGCAGAAUAGCAUGUUUAAGUGCGCCCUCUGUAUACCAGAGAAUAAAACAGCUGCAGACUGCGAAGUUCGAAGGGUCAGAGGGUGUGUCAGCUAUGGUGCUGGAGUUUGAUCGUCGCUUUUCUGCAUAUGGCGAAGAGUUCAUUUUCUACGACUAUAACAACCCCUUGUGCCUGCCUGAGGAGGUUGGACCACAGAGCUUUGACAUAGUCAUUGCUGACCCUCCGUAUCUAUCUGAGGAAUGUCUGAGUAAAGUCGCUAUCACUGUGAAAUACCUCACCAAAAACAAGAUUCUGCUCUGUACAGGUGCCAUCAUGGAGGAACAUGCAAAGAAACUCAUGGGUCUGAAGAUAUGCAGUUACAUCCCAAAACACAACAAUAACCUGGCCAAUGAGUUCCGCUGUUACGUUAACUACGACUCUCAACUCCUCUCGUGAGACAUCGUCGCGAUCUGUUUUUAGUGACCAGUCAUGUCUGUCUGCAUCUCUUCUCUGAAAGCUAUAGCUUGGCACAAUAUGUAU
Molecule: messenger RNA, 808 nt
Organism: Chanos chanos (milkfish)
Lineage: Eukaryota; Metazoa; Chordata; Actinopteri; Gonorynchiformes; Chanidae
Gene: eef1akmt1
Product: EEF1A lysine methyltransferase 1
Exons: 5
Coding region: 71-724 (217 amino acids)
Biological process (GO): methylation
Molecular function (GO): nucleic acid binding; protein-lysine N-methyltransferase activity
Source: RefSeq, a predicted model, not a curated record